This is a messenger RNA of Trichomonas vaginalis G3, 447 nucleotides long. RefSeq lists its product as uncharacterized. The record is from RefSeq and is a predicted model, not a curated record. The transcript has a single exon. The coding region runs from base 1 to 447 and encodes 148 amino acids. Lineage: Eukaryota; Parabasalia; Trichomonadida; Trichomonadidae.
AUGGUUAGAAAAGAAGCUCCACCAAGAGUCAAAACAGCACAUCAUCGCGGCCGUGGAGGUCGUGGAGGCCGUGGAGGAAGAGGUGGUAAUCGUCAAGCCCCUCAAUUAGAAUCUAAUGAAUGGAGACUGAGACAACUUGAAGAAAAUGAUUCACAAGAUGAACUUCUGAAGGCAACAAUUGAUGCAUGCUCUAAACAACUUCCACUUCCAGUUUCAAAUAAAGAAGUUUCUUUUUCUGAAGAAGAUUUAAACAAGAUAGCCGAAAAACUUUCAAAGCUUUCUCUACAAGAGCAAAUGGAAACCAAUUUUUUGGUCCCUGUACCUCCAAUGGAAGAUGAACCUCCUGAAGAAAAAAUUGUACCAACUCCUGUAGCAGAAAAGCCUGUUGUGCAAAAGAAGGAAGAACCAAAAGAUUUGGAUGCAUGGUUGAAUGGUCUUUUAGGAUAA